AUGUCCGCUCCUUCUCUCACCAGCUACAUCGUCAAGCGCCCAUGGCUCAAGCGCUGGAUGACACCACUUGCUCAGUGGUACACCGAUGCCGCGGGCUACAGGAGACUCGGAUUGAGAUUCGAUGACCUGAUUCCCGAGGAGAGCGAUGUCGUCCAGACUGCCCUCAAGCGUCUUCCUCCCAAGGAGGCCUACGACCGCGUCUUCCGUAUCCGCAGAGCUUUCCAGUGCUCCGUUUCCCACACACUUCUCCCCGCUCACGAGCAGACUAAGCCCGAGGAGGACGUCGAAUACCUGAGCCCCAUCAUCCGCGAGAUUGAGAAGGAGCAGAAGGAGCGUGUGGAUCUCGACUCCCUCGUUGUCAGACGGUAG
Messenger RNA from Aspergillus clavatus NRRL 1, 369 nucleotides. RefSeq names its product ubiquinol--cytochrome-c reductase subunit 7. Gene Ontology annotation, biological process: mitochondrial electron transport, ubiquinol to cytochrome c. The coding region runs from base 1 to 369 and encodes 122 amino acids. Lineage: Eukaryota; Fungi; Ascomycota; Eurotiomycetes; Eurotiales; Aspergillaceae. The transcript has 4 exons. The record is from RefSeq and is a predicted model, not a curated record.